Oncorhynchus gorbuscha (pink salmon) is the source of this 1469-nucleotide messenger RNA. RefSeq names its product olfactory receptor 56A5-like. Gene Ontology annotation, molecular function: G protein-coupled receptor activity; olfactory receptor activity. Lineage: Eukaryota; Metazoa; Chordata; Actinopteri; Salmoniformes; Salmonidae. Gene Ontology annotation, cellular component: membrane. Gene Ontology annotation, biological process: G protein-coupled receptor signaling pathway. The transcript has 2 exons. The coding region runs from base 75 to 1094 and encodes 339 amino acids. The record is from RefSeq and is a predicted model, not a curated record.
CUGUUCAUUUUAGAAUGUUCUCAUCUUCAUCAAAUUCAUUCACACCAACUCUAGUGUAUUAACCUGAUGGAAAUAUGAACCAAACUGUGUUGCAUAGCACUGUAUUUUUCACUGCGUAUGGACCUCCAGGCCCACUCAACUACGCAGCUUUUUUCUUCACAUUUUUGCUUUUCUUCAUUACAAUAUUUGCCAACAUCAGUCUCAUGCUUGUCAUCUACUUAGAAUCACACUUACACAAGCCCAUGUACAUAUUUCUCUUCAACUUGGCGGUGAAUGGACUGAUUGGGUGUUUAUCCGUCUGUCCGAAGAUCAUGGACAAUCUUGUUAAUGACAUAAAGGACAUCUCUCACAAAGGUUGUUUAUUGCAGGUGUUUUUCAGCAGUGUAUAUGCAACGUGUGCUUACGUUAUUCUAGCAGUGAUGGCAUAUGACAGGUAUGUCUCAAUUUGUAAGCCAUUGCAAUAUCAUAGCAUUAUGACCCCUUCUAAAGUGAAGAUGUUGGUAGCAUUGGUAUAUUUUAUUCCCAUAACUAUGCUUGCUUUUCAAAUAUUUAUCACUUCUAGGCUCCCUGUGUGCAGCUACAAUAUCAACAAGCUUUUUUGUGAUAACCUAUCAGUUGUUAAACUCUCUUGUGUUGAAAGUGCACUGAGUAACCUGUAUGGUAUAUGUAUGAUAGCAAGUCUAGUGGUUUCACCUUUUGUGUUAGUUGUGCUCUCAUACAUCAAAAUAUUACUUGUUUGCUUGAAAGUCUCAAAGGAGUCACGAACUAAGGCUUUUAAUACAUGUGCUCCCCACUUGAUCACUUUCAUCAACUUCUCAACAGCCAUCAUUUUUUCUGUUAUUUACAACAGGCACAGCACAGUUAGCAAGGAGGUUAAUGUAUUAAUAGCAGUACAGUCCAUUCUUUUCCCACCACUGGUACACCCUAUCAUAUAUGGUAUUAGGACCAAGGAGAUCAGAACAUGUAUUACAAAAAUUAUAAGAUCAAGAAUCUUUUCUAACUCUCUUGAUUUUCCUCAUGUAAAAUCUGAACGUAAACUGGUACCAAUUAUGACUUUAGAUGGUACAGCAGCAGGGCAAGGGUUGCCGGUUUGAAUCCCAGGUAUCACAAGAACUUAUGACAGAAUGUGAGCCGCCAGAACUGGAUGUUUUUAUCAUCAACCUAAUCUCUUGUUUCUCCUUUUUAUUGCAUUUUUUUUGUGAAUUAUUAUGCAUUUUGUUAAGCCUAUUUUACUAUAGGAAAGUCAAAUAAGGGAUGGUGCUGUGUCGCUGAUCCUUCCACUUUAGCAUGUCAGUGGGCAUGUAUGUGUGUUUCAGGGGGGUUGGAGAAAGAGAAAAAGGAUGUAAGGAUGCAAUAAGUUCUGUUUCCACAAAUGGGCAGUAAAGUAUUCUUCCAGACAUGACGGAUCUAGUAGAUCCUUUUGAUAUUUUGAAGAAAUGUGAAUUAGAAAGUAAAAUAAACAAAUAAUU